This is a messenger RNA of Acanthosepion pharaonis, 2148 nucleotides long. Lineage: Eukaryota; Metazoa; Mollusca; Cephalopoda; Sepiida; Sepiidae. The record is from the annotation of a GenBank genome assembly.
AUGGCACUGUUAAAUCGUCCAACUGAUUCUGCAUCUCUUGGAGUGGUUCGGUUCCUUUUUGGGUUCCUGAUGUUGCUGGAUGUCCCCCAGGAACGGGGGUUGGGUUAUGUUGAUGAGAAAUGGGGUAACAGUGAAAUGUGUAACUUCCCUCUUUUUAAUUUUAUGAAACCACUUUCCUUGGAAUGGAUGUAUGUGAUCUAUUUCACAAUGUGGGUUGGGGCUUUUUUGCUGAUGGUGGGUUUAUUUUAUCGUAUUGGCUGCUUCAUGUUCAUGUUGUCCUAUUGGUACUUGUUCCUUCUGGAUAAAUCCAAGUGGAACAACCAUUCUUACUUGUACGGAUUGCAUGCCAUUAUGUUUAAUUUUAUGGAUGCCAACCGAUAUUGGUCUUUGGAUGGAAUACUGCAGCCAAAAAUAAGAAACUCUCAUGUACCAUUAUGGAAUUAUACACUUUUACGAGCUCAGAACUUUCUGGUUUACUUUUUAGCUGGGUUGAAAAAAUUCAACCCUGAAUGGUUAGAGGGAUAUUCAAUGAAAUCCUUAAAUGAACAUUGGGUAUUUCUGCCAUUUAAAUGGAUUCUGACACCGGAUCAAGUGGAUUUAUUUGUGAUUCAUUAUUUUGGUUUCUUCCUGGAUUUAACGAUUGGAUUUUUUCUUUUCUUUGACUUCACUCGUCCAUAUGCCAUGAUCUUUGGAAUCAGCUUCCAUUUAAUGAACUCACAACUUUUUAACAUUGGAAUGUUUCCUUGGACAAUGAUAGCAACAAUAACAAUCUUUCUAUACGCUGAUUGGCCAAGAAAUAUCUUUAAAAAAUUAUCCAAAAACUUUUCAUGGAUCUGCCCAGUUGAUGAGCCUCCACAGCAAAGCUCACACUGUAUUUAUCCUGUUGAGGUUGUUUCUUCAUCAGGACCAAAGUCUGUUUCAUCUAUGAGGCAAGAAUCUGCCUCAAGUCACUCACUGAUAAAGAAGGAUUCCAAGAAAAAGAAAUAUUCCAUCUAUCAUGUUGCAUCAACCAUUUUCACCAUCAUCUACUUGGCACUGCAGCUUUUUCUGCCUUAUUCCCAUUUCAUCACAAAGGGUUAUAACAAUUGGACAAAUGGGUUAUAUGGUUACUCCUGGGAUAUGAUGGUUCAUAGAUGGAACAUCCAACAUGUCCAAAUUACCUAUAUCCAGAAAGACACUGGGGAAACUGGAUUUCUUGAUCCACUGGCUUUUGUCAGAAGUGAGAGAAGAUGGCCUCUCCAUGCUGAUAUGGUAAAACAGUAUGCCACUUGUAUUGAGGAUAGACUUAAAAAAUAUGGCCUUAAGAAUAUAGAACUCUAUUUUGAUGUGUGGAUUUCUAUGACAAAACGAUUCCAACAAAGGAUCUUCAAUCCCAAGACAGAUAUUCUACAAGCUGAAUGGAGUCCAUUCCAAGAAACAAAAUGGAUUCUUCCUUUACAGGCAGAACUUUCUGGCUGGAGAAAGAAAAUGGAGAAAAUAACAAAAGCUGUUCAUAAAAAGAAUCCAGAAAGACAAUUAACAUUCAUUUUGGAUUUUCCAGGUUAUCACUUGGAGAAUUUUAUUUCGGAUGAUUUGGUGUACAGUCAGUUGACCAUCCUGCGGGGUUCAGUGGUUGUAGAAAUUGUCAACCAGAUGAAGAACUACACUCUUAAAAAGGGAGAUAAAAUGAAGGUUCCUUCUGGUGAAUUUCAUAUUGUUUACACUGUGUCUGAUGUACCAGCAGGAUAUAUGUACACAUAUGUGAAUCAAACUGAAUGGAAUAUGAAUACAGCAACUUGCACACGACCUCGCUGGUAUGAAAAGACAGUUUCAUUUAUACCAAAUAAAGAAAGCACAAAUCUGGAAAAAAUCUUAUAUUUUUUUAAGCUAAAAUAUUAUAUAUUUUCAAGAAGUUUGACAUUGUCAGUUGGGGCCAUCCAGAGUCUUAUCAGUGGUCAACCAUUUGAGAAAGUACUGAAUGAGACAUAUCAAUAUGAAGAUAAACAUGUCGAUCGGACAGUUAUACAAAUUGUUGUUAUUUUCAUUCCUCAUUUUUCAUUCUUUUUUCAUUUAUUCACUUUUUCAUUCUUUUCAGUGUAUUUUCUUAUCUUUCAGUCUAUUUUAAUUGUUCUUUCUUUCUCUUUAUUACUAAUUAUUUCUUUCUUAUAA